This is a messenger RNA of Candoia aspera, 13920 nucleotides long. RefSeq names its product tet methylcytosine dioxygenase 3 (gene TET3). Bases 345 to 5924 code for a protein of 1859 amino acids. The record is from RefSeq and is a predicted model, not a curated record. The transcript is spliced from 10 exons. Gene Ontology annotation, biological process: positive regulation of transcription by RNA polymerase II. Gene Ontology annotation, molecular function: DNA 5-methylcytosine dioxygenase activity. Gene Ontology annotation, cellular component: nucleus. NCBI's taxonomy places the organism in Eukaryota, Metazoa, Chordata, Lepidosauria, Squamata, Candoiidae.
GGCGGCGGCGGGCUGGGCAUGCAUGUCACGUCCACCCUGUUUGCUUCUUGGGGAGGGGGACGAGGGCUGGGAGCUUGGCGGCGUGAUAAUGACUCUGGCGUCUGGCAGGAGAAAAGCCCCCGACUGCCCCCGGCUGUCUGCGAGGCAGCUUCAAGGAGAAUGAGGCAAGAUGGCUGCUCGGUAGCAGUGGAGGCUCGCCGGGGCUGAGGAGGGCUGGGGCAGGCUCGGGAGAGAGAGGCGAAGACGGGGGCUGCUGGCUGGCAGCGCGGAAGGCCUGAAGAGGACGCGCACUCGGCAAGACCGGUUUGGACAGCAGUUCGGUUGAUGGACCCAAAACAGGCCAAAUGGAAGAAGGGCUACUUAGCCAUGCUGAAAAAGGAAGGUUAAGAGGGGUCCUUCCAGCUGGCCUGGCAAAUGGCAGAGAGAAGGCAAUUGCUGAUGGAGGGGCCAUGCUAAUGGAUACCAACAUGUGGCUUGGCAGCCCUCGUACUGAGCAGAAGGUCACCUGGGAGAGCUUACCCACUGCCCUGGGCCAGGGAGACUCUUCCAGCAAUGCCAAUUUGGAGGAUGCUCAAAAUUUAGUGGCUUUCUCGGCAGCAGCGGAGGCUGCCAUGUCUUCUCAUGGGUUGGAACCUCUCACAUCCCCUUCCAUGGUAAGCAUGCAGCUGUAUGAAAAAUUUAAUGCCGAGAUGAAUCGUGGUGAGAUGGAGGAGGGUGUGGCAGUGCCUCCUCGCAACAGCUUCCCUAGCAUUGAGGAUCUGAAUGCCCUCAAAGCUGCACUUACUUUGGCCAAGCAAGGCAUGAAACCGCCCAACUGCAACUGUGAUGGCCCCGAGUGCCCAGACUACUUGGAAUGGCUGGAGAAGAAGAUCCAAUCGGCCACUGGAGAAGAGGAGAGCUGCACUGCCCAGCCCCUCAGCCAAGUUCAUCAGCCUUCCUCAGAUAGUGGUGCUAAUGCCAAGCAGGGGCUGGCUAUAGGCGAGCAGGUGACUCUAUGCCCCCUGGAAGCCCUCCCCCUUUCCCAAAGUGCACUGAACAUUGCAAAGGAGAAGAACAUUAGUCUCCAGACAGCCAUUGCAAUUGAAGCCCUCACACAGCUCUCCACUGUUCUUCCGGAGCCGGCCACACAGGCUCUGCCCCCUCCUGGGAGCCCCAUGCAAACCAUGGCUUUUGGCUCCAAGGAGCAGCCUCCCCUCCUCUCAGCGCACAACCCCAGCAUGGUGCUACCUGUGUCUAGUGCUGGGUUGUGCCAGAGCCACACCUCCAAGUCUGAUGUGAGCCACCACUUGCUCCCAACUCCAGUGGCAUCUGCAUCAUCCUCUUGGCUGCAGGGAGUGAAAUGUGCUCAGGAUGAAGCCCCCUACUGCCUUGACCACAGCAAUGGCCACCUAGAAUCUGCUGGCCUGUUUCCCACCUGCAACUCUACCCCCCAGAAAGCAGAUUUCCCUGAACAAAGGAGGGAAGAAACAAAGCCAAAAGCUAGAUUGUGGGAUCUGCAUGCCAUCACUUCCCCAUCCUCCUUGGUCAGUGAUACGAUGGCUGAGCUGGAGCAGCUGCUGGGCAGUUCCAACGGCUGCAUCAGAUCUGUGUUCAAGCAGCCGGAGGUGAUCCUGGGCAAAGCAAGAGUGGUUAAACCAAAGCAGGAGCACCUCAUCCACAAGGAGGAAAAUGGCCACGCUGGCUGCCACAAAUCCCCCUCUUCCAGCCCACAGCUGUCCCAGCUCCUGCAGGAGACCAGUUUCCACAAGAAGACUCAGAAGGCCCUGCAGCACCACCUUCAUCACAAGCGCAGCCUCUUCCUUGAUCAGAAUGUACCUCAUGGAGGGACGCAGGAACCGCUGCCCAGCUGGUGGGCUCCCAGCACCCAGCUGCCUCCAAAGCGGCUGGAGAAGCCAGUCAAGGAGAGGAAGAAGAAGUCUGAGAAAAGCGGCCCCAUUAGAUCAUUCCGCAAGCAAAUCCAGAUCAAGAAGUCUAAGCAGAAGGAUUCUCAGCCCCUCUUCUUGCCCGUGAGGCAGAUCAGCCUGGAAGGGUGCCGCGCAGCUGCCGCUCUGGAAUGCCCAAGCAAAGAGGUUCAACCUGAACAGCUCCUCUCCUGCACUCCUACCAAGCUUUUGCCUCCUACUUCACUGGCUGCCAGCCUUGUGGAGCACUCUCCAUUGCAGAAGCUACUUGAAAAUCGAAGCCCAGCUUCCAACACUCAGGAAACCUGCCAUCCUGGCCAGGAGGAGACCCAUUGCUACUUCCCAGAGAAUUCUGCCUGUGAAGUUGUGCCCCUAAGCAGCAACCCUGUGCUGGGCUUUGCUCCAUGCUCCUCUGCUGUGGCUUGCAGUGAUGGGCAUGAGGAAGCCUUCCACAGGACCACCAACUCAACAGCCCAUCCAUUCUUCACCCAGAAUCCCACCACAGUGGAUGACAAGCUGGAGGAGUUCAUCAAAGAAUUUGAGACUGAGUUUGGUGAAAACUUCACCUUUCAGAAUCCAGAACUUCCAGCCCCACUGCUCCUCAAUGAGGGAUCUCUCCCAACCCAGCCCCCUUCACCCCUGCUCCCCCUCUCUUCUCUGAGCCAAUCUCCAGAGCCGCCAGAUGGUUUGGAUGUCGCUCUCCAGCCUUCAGCCCAGGACUGUGCACAGCCUUCGACAGGCACUCCCGAUGCGGGUCUCAAAACCUCCCUCUUACCAGGGGCCAGCCAGCCUUUAGUGGAAAACCCUUUUGCAACUCGGUCCCCCAAACACAUAAAAAUAGAAUCAUCUGGUGCUAUUACAGUGGUCUCCACCACGUGCUUUUACUCUGAUGAAAACCAAAAUCCAGACACGGCUACCCUGGAAGGAACUCCAGCCAAGGAUAAAGAGCCGUUUAUGCCAACUCUCAGUGGAUUUUUGGAAUCUCCCAUGAAAUACUUGGACACCCCGACCAAAAGUUUGCUGGACACACCUGCCAAGCGAGCUCAAGCUGAGUUUCCAACUUGUGACUGUGUGGAACAAAUAGUUGAAAAAGACGAGGGGCCAUAUUACACUCACCUGGGGUCUGGGCCAACCGUGGCAUCCAUCAGGGAACUUAUGGAGGAACGGUAUGGCGAGAAGGGGAAAGCCAUCCGAAUUGAAAAGGUGAUCUAUACCGGGAAGGAAGGAAAGAGUUCUCGCGGCUGCCCCAUCGCAAAAUGGGUCAUCAGGAGGCACAACGUGGAGGAGAAGCUGCUGUGCCUGGUGAGACACCGUGCUGGCCACCACUGCCAGAAUGCUGUCAUCAUCAUCUUGAUCUUGGCUUGGGAGGGGAUCCCUCGGUCCCUGGGGGACACCCUCUACCAGGAGCUCUCUGACACACUCACAAAAUUUGGAAACCCUACCACCCGGCGAUGUGGGCUGAACGAUGACCGAACCUGUGCAUGUCAAGGCAAGGAUCCCAACACCUGUGGUGCUUCCUUCUCCUUUGGCUGCUCUUGGAGCAUGUAUUUCAAUGGGUGCAAAUAUGCACGGAGCAAAACACCCAGGAAAUUCAGACUUCAGGGAGACAAUCCCAAGGAGGAAGAAGUGCUCAGAAGAAGCUUCCAGGACUUAGCUACGGAGGUUGCACCACUUUAUAAGAGGCUGGCACCCCAGGCCUAUCAAAAUCAGGUUGCAAACGAGGAUGUAGCAAUAGACUGCCGGCUUGGGUUGAAAGAGGGGCGGCCUUUUUCUGGAGUGACAGCAUGCAUGGAUUUCUGUGCUCAUGCACACAAGGACCAGCACAACCUUUACAACGGGUGCACGGUGGUGUGCACCUUGACAAAAGAAGACAAUCGUACCCCUGGGAAAAUCCCUGAGGAUGAGCAACUGCAUGUUCUUCCUUUGUACAAAAUGUCCACCACUGACGAGUUUGGCAGUGCGGAGAAUCAAGCUGCAAAGGUGAGCAGUGGGGCCAUCCAGGUGCUCACCUCCUUCCCCAGAGAGGUGAGAAAGCUUCCUGAACCAGCCAAGUCUUGCAGGCAGAGGCAGCUGGAGGCCCGGAAAGCAGCUGCUGAAAAAAAGAAAAUGCAGAAAGAGAAACUGAUUACACCUGAAAAAAUCAAGCAGGACAUCCUGGAUCUCCCAGCACUCCAACAGAACCCAGAUACAGAUUUGAAAAGCGGACUCUCCCAGCCAUCGAUCAAACCUUCCAUCAAGGUGGAACCUCAGAGUCAUUAUAAUACACUGAAGUACAAUGGGAAUGCAGUGGUGGAAAGCUAUUCGGUGCUUGGGAAUUGCAGACCUUCUGACCCAUACAGCAUGAACAGUGUUUACUCUUACCAUUCAUACUAUGCACAGCCUAAUCUGCCUUCCAUGAAUGGGUUGCAUUCGAAGUUCUCUCUUCCAUCUUUCGGGUAUUAUGGAUUUUCCAGCAACCAUAUGUUCCACUCCCAGUUUUUGAAUUACAGUGAUAACAAGAAUGCACCCUGGGUAAGCAGCAGCUAUGAGAAGAAGCCUGACAUCCAAAUCUUGCAAGAUAACCUGAGCCAUGCUUACAGGAAUGCUGAACUCCUGGAUGAGAUACCACCCACCAUACGGAGCAAAAAUCACCACCAGCGCACCUACGAGAAAGCCAGCAGACAUGCAGGUAAGACCCCAGCCGGGUCCCAGAGAUGUCACUCAGUCCCUGCAGAAGCCUUGUCAUUUGCACAAAACACAAACUGUUUCAGCAACCGAACAAUCAAGCAAGAACCUGUUGACUCCUUGACACACACGGAGUCCCUUUCUAGAUCACCUGCUCUCAAUGGCCUAAAUCCAGAUCUGAGCCCAUCUGAUUUGUCCAGGUUAUCAGAGAAUGGUGGUCCAGAGCAACAAUGGAGCCCUUAUAAAGUCAAUAGAAAUAAGUCCCAACCUGAGAGAACUAGUAAUGCUGAAAGCCCAUGGAACAUGUUUACACCAAAUGACAGCAUCAGCAUGCUGAAUGCAAGCACCCAGAAUAAGUCAAAUUUGUUUGGUUCCCACUCAAACGCUAGCAGGUUAUCACAGUCCCACCUUUUGGAGAAGCAGUGGAAUUUGUUUCCUGGGGAGAGGCAGAACCUGUCACCUAUCCCUGAUGUGCUGGGGAAAUCAUGGAGCCCUUGCAAAGUCAAUGAAAGCCCAUCAUUGUUUUCUGCCAAUUCAGACCUUCAGGAGAAACCCUGGGGUCUUGGGCAAUUGAACUUCAGUUCCAUCAAAGGAAGCUCCAGGCUUCAAGAUGACCUCUGGCAUUCUGGUAAAGCGGAUGACAGGAGGACUCCGACACCAAACACAGGUUUACAGAGCAGAUCAUGGACCUCCUUUGCCUCAUUUCCCUCUACAGCCUCAAGUGUUUGUGGGGAGAAGCCGCCAUUUGCUUCCUUGAAAGAAGAAGGAAGUGCAUCAUUGCUGGGUCCUGAAAGACCAUGGGAUUCCUUUAGUUUAGAUGACAGCAUGGAAGAGACACCUGAGAAGAACAUCAAGGAGGAAGAGGAGGAUGAAGAAGAGGAAGAAGUAUGGUCAGACAGUGAACACAACUUUUUGGAUGAAAACAUUGGUGGGGUGGCAGUAGCUCCAGCCCAUGGCUCCAUCCUCAUUGAGUGUGCAAGGCGAGAGCUGCACGCCACCACCCCACUGAAGAAACCGAACCGAUGUCACCCCACACGCAUCUCUCUGGUAUUCUACCAGCACAAGAACUUGAACCAGCCCAAUCAUGGACUUGCCCUUUGGGAAGCAAAGAUGAAACAGCUGGCAGAAAGAGCAAGGGCAAGGCAAGAGGAGGCAGCCAGGCUUGGGCUUCAGCAAGAUGUCAAAAACCUUGGCAAGAAGCGGAAGUGGGGAAGCAGCUUGGCCACUGAGCCCCAACAUAAGGAGAAGGAGGACUUGGUCCCAAAGAGGCAGGCCUUGGCCAUUCCCACCAACUCGGCUGUCACUGUGUCCUCUUAUGCGUAUACCAAGGUAACAGGACCAUACAGCCGCUGGAUAUGAGAAGAUGACAGCUCUCCGGUGGCCACUUUACCUCAAUGCUGGCAGCACUGGAAUGCAGUGCUGGUCUGUGGUGCUUUUUCCUUUGGAGAGAAACAGAAUACCAAGCCAAGUGUGAAGUUUCUGUACCUUCACUUGGGAGUCGAGCUAAAGAAAUGUAUUGCUGUCAACCUUUUUCAGUAAUCUAGUAUUUAUAUCUUUGCAUUUUUUAAUCUGUACAUCACAGUAACAGCAAAAGAAAUUUAUAGUGUCCUUUCGCGAAGGACAGCUUUUUAAUUCCAUGUCCAAUACUUAUGUAUAUUGGAUUUUUAACUGCAAUUAUUACAACUCUGAAGCAGAUUAUGUGAUUAAAAACAAAAAAGACAACUCCACCCCACACCAAGCUGGGUACAAAUUUGCACCUUCCAUCAUGUUGGGGCUGGUAAAUAUCUUCCCUUGGAGACCACCAGAAACAUGAACUUCCAAUCCAGUCAAAGGGCCCACUGGUUGGAGCAUGGUGGUUUCUUACUGAUUCAGUAGGCCUCAGUGGCUGAGGAGGUGACAUGGCACUUCAGAUAAGCAACUAUUUCCUGCCCAGCAGUUCGGACAGUGUUUAAGAUGCCAUCUAGGGUUUAUCUUUUUAAUCCUAAGGAGUCUCAAAACAGAAGGACUGACUCUGACGUUGCCUUCUCUGGUUCAGAUCUCGGCAAGAUGAGCUGGACCCUCAUCUCAGAUUCUACCAGAUCCUGUAUAGUAGCAGAAAUAGUGAAGUCUAAGCAGAAAAAAGAAAGGAAAACAGGAUUAUGGGAUCUACCAGCAGACAUACUUUACUUUUGUAAAUUUUAAGGCAAGUUUUAUCUCUAACUUCAGGUAAAAGAAAAGGAUAGUGGUUUACAAUGUAGGCAGUAGUUUUAGCACUCCACCUUAAACAACUUAUUCAGUGAAUCCAGUUUAAUUUGGAGGGAGAAAAAGUUUUAAAAAUGAAGUUCUCAAAGAAAAGGGGGAAAAGGAGGUGGAAGUGGAAGGCAAGAAAAAUCCAAGGAAAGACAACUUAGGUAGAACAGCCUUUGGCAUCUUGAUUUCUUUCUCUUCAUUCUGCAAGAUGAAUGCAGUUACAGACUAAGAACACGGGUUUCUUUUUCCUUUUGUUAGCAGUGCUAUUUAUGGGCCUUUUAAGUUUGCAGUACUGUACUAUAUAACCAAUCAUGCUAAUUUCCUUGGGUAGGAAACAAGCUAGGCCAACUGUGUAGAAUAAUAGUGACAACAAGCAACGCUAAAAAUACAAGUGGCAGCUUAAGCUACUGUAUCUUUAAGAAACCACCCCACUAUGCCUUUUGUGUGCAAGUAGACAGCCUCUUUUUUUAAUCAUCUCUGGUGCAGAGUCCGAUUGAAAGGAGGACUUUUUUUAUUGUAUUUUCCAUUGGUGCAGGCUUACCAAAUUGAAAUAUUUUCUCCUUGCAAAUAGUCAUUCUAAAAAUAUAAAAAUGAAAGCAACUUAUUGCAAGUUUUAUUUUACUUUGCCACCUUUGAGAGGAAAAGAGAAAUAAAUUUAUGUGGCAACUAAUUCAGUACAGUACAACUGGUGCUUUGAAAAUGUUGAAUCCCAGUGUUUAAAAGUAAUCUACCCUUCCUAGUCAGUCUUUCUUCAUAAGAUGCCUGAUCAUGUAAGUGGCUACAGAUCUCUGGAACUAGACAUUCCCUGGGCUAAACUGAUGGUGGGGGAGCAUCCUUCCUAAAUUAGGAUGGAAUUCACCUUAGUCUGGUUUCAUCAUUUUGGUUAAACCACAGCAAAAAUAGCUUGGGGCAUUUCAUUUGUUUUGUAUCAGUUAUUGAAUAGACCUGAAUGAUAGAAGUGUAAAGGUUUAAAUUGCCUGUCAUGAGUAAGUGGAUCUUUGCAUUUGUAUGGUUUUUCUUCAAAUUUUUUGAAUAUCACCCUUUACUGGGAAAGUUCUGAGCUAUAAAGGACGAAGUGCUGUCUGGAUUUUAAAUGCUCCCACUGAAUCUGUGGGGAAAAUCCCCAUUGACUUCCAUGGAAGUUGGAGAUGGGAGCUCUCAGUCUGGAGGUGGCACCUUUGGAACAUUUCCACACCCUCUCAUGGGUGCCAUCUUCAGAUUGGGUGGUGGCAACUCUUAUGAGAAAUGUAAGAAUCCUUUGCCACCUUUUACUACGGGUCUUUCUGUAGAAAAAUGGAGAUCUAACUCCUUCACCAGAGUAGAUCCCCACUGGCUUUAAUAAGCCAAUGUGAGUGGUUUCUCAGUGGUGCAGAAGGCAGAAGAAUCAAACCUGUUAAAGAUCUGAACUGAUUACAGAUUACCAGUCACCUUCUGCACUUAACAGGUGCCUUUUGAGAAAAGAUGGCUUGCAGAUCCAACUGUGUACAUAGCGUUUGUUUACGAGGAAACUUCUCAGUCCCCGCGCCUGACAACAGGAGCACGGGAUCACUGUAGAGCAUCCUGAGUGUUUUAUGUGGUUCUGAUUUUAAACUGUAAAUAGCAAAAGAUUUUUUUAAAAAAAGCACUUUCACCAAGAUUUAAAAGAAAGAGAUACCCAAUAACUUGAAGAGCAGUAUGUUUUAAAAUAGAUUAUUGCGGGAGAAAUGUAAAUAGAAACAAAAUAUUUAACAAGUUUUUCCGUCCUUAAUUUUUUUUUGUUCGUUUACUGUAUUCUGUAAAGUUGCUUAUAUUUUGCAAGGAGAAUCAAUGAAUUAUAACUGAUUUUGUAUGCAUACCCAUGAGCAUAUCACAGCUGUUAAGAAUUAUUCCAAGUCAGAUUUAUAGGAAAACUGAGUGUCAUAGGAUUCUGUUGACACCAGCCGCUAAUCUCCAUUGGUGUCAGUCAGCCAAGUUUCAGGGCAUAUACACUGACAGUUCAAUACCCAAAGCAAAAUGUUGGUUAAUCAUUCUUCCUAAAUUGUAUCACUUCAGAGUGCAGGUGCAGGAACUACAUUUUAAGAGCCACUUCUCUUUGAAUGGUUUGCGGAGGGGGCAAUAUUGAGAAGAGGUUGUUUUCAAGCAGGGGAGCGGACUGCCCACUUGCAGUCUGAAAUGGUUACGUCUAGGAGAUCCCUCUUAAACAAUCAGGCCCCUCCUCAGUCACGAGAUACGAUUACUCUGCCUUGCUAGGCUAAUUUCAUGCCUGCCUGUUAUUGACAGUUGUGAGAUGGAUCUCUUAGCCAGAAAGAACGAUCUCUUCCGCCAAAUAUUUUUGUAUGGUUCUUUUAAGCUUCUGUGAUUUCCUUGGUUAGUGUCUCAUUUGAUAAAUGUUGCUGGGGUGACUUGAAAGCUUCAUUUAGAUUAUUUUAGAGGGCAAGAACUUGUAAAAGAAUAUGGAAAAGGAGGGGCUCCAGUACAUCUGACCUACUGAAAUCCCAUUAGUGAUUCAACUUUUGUCUAUGGAACUGCCCAGCCCUGAGAUUAUAAUUUUCUGAGCUGGAAAUGUUGCCUGUAGGAUCUUUCACAAAAGGAAGGUUCCAUGUUCUGGGUCUUUAAGAACCAGGAACUACCCGGGGGUCAAGAGGUGUUGACCUAGUAGUUCCCUAUUUGGUCCAGAUCAGUUUACACAAGAGAAAAGGAGAAAUGCUAAUGCAAAGGUUGGCUCCUCGAUUAGUUUCAUUUUCACUAAUAAUGCAAAAGGACCAAAUUAUGCUCUUCCUUCAGACUGGUGCAAAUCCAAAGCAAGUUAAACUGGAAUCACUAGUUUUUACUGAAAUAGCCUAUCUUGAGUUCUCAUUCAUUUCAACUAGACUGGCUGCUCUAAUAAUAUAUUUUUUAAAAAUCUGGUUCUCCAUUAGACAGUGUCAGGCCUGACUGACUGUGGUAUAAAUAUGAAGAAAUCUGGUCCUAUGUCAGUAUUAAGUCUACAGAAUGUGAAUGCCAUCAAAAUUUGGCAUAUUCAUUAUUUACUGCAGUUCAAAACCACAGAAUAAACAUAUACAAAAUACAAGUACAAAAGAUCUCAGAAAACAGAGUUACCAUGGAUUUCACAGUUGACACUUUUUUGCAUGCCUGAUGUAACAUAAAGGUGUUUUAAGUGAAAACAAGACUGAUCGCAGAUAAAUUUAUGUUUCUGAUAUGAGUCAGCUGCAGUCUGAGGUUGCUUUCAUGCUACAUAUAUAACCUACCUCGUAUCUCAGUUGUGAAAAAGAAAUAGUUUGCUUCAGGAUUACAUGCGAAAGAUAGAUCUAUGCACGGGGUUCUCUCCUUUAGCUUUGUGGAUGGAAGUUAGAAAUUCUUUUCAUUGGCACUGUCAAUUUCCUGCUGGUUUGUACAAUUCAGAAAAUUGUAUGACACAGAACUAUUUGUAUUUAGAAGUGUAGGGGUAAACGGUGGCCUAAGGGCUCCAAGAUAUCCCAGCUUUGUUAAAGCCAGUGCGGUGCUGCUGUGUGCUUCAGAAAAAUUAUACUACCCAGGCCUGAGAUCUUAAAGUAGUUUUUUGGGGUGUCUAACUCAACUCACAAUAAGAUCAGUAGGUCUAAUGAUGCUGUUAAUUUCUUACAGUAAGCUUGGUGAGCACUGCCGGUUUGCGCUUGGACUGGAUAUCCUAAGAUGUAGGGAGUCCAGGUGCUAGGCACCCUAGUCGUUGCAUUGCCUUCUCUAAAAGCGUGAACAAAUGCUCCAAGCGUUGUCUUUUGAAUUGAUGUGUCAAAGGUAGAUCAACAUUCAUAGAACAACAGCAAAAUAAAUAAAUAAAAUCUGGGAAUGCUUUGGGGGAGGGGUAAUGAUGAAAAGCUACCUAGUGCCGCCAAGCUUAAUGCCUGGUGCUAUGAAGACAAAAAAAUCCACAAUUCCUGGACAAAUUCUUGACAAAAGUGUUGAGUUGUGCUGCCCUUGAAGACUUGGCUAGUUCCCAUUGACUUCUCUGGGAGGAUAUUGAAGUCGUUUGGCUAUAGGACAUAGUCUCUGCCUUGGGCACUUUUUAUCUCUUGUCGAAUCAGGAGUUGUUCAAGCAGAUUACAUGAAUGGUGGUUUAGGCACAAAGUGUGGAAGGGUCAAGCGGCAGAUGGGCCCUUGACGUAAUCAUAAUGACAUAUUUAACCAGUUUCUCAGCUUGACAAAAAGUAGCUGUUUGCCUGCAAAUUUGUUAUAAACUUUUUAUAAGUGUGUGUCUCUUUGGUGCUGCUCUGCUGUGAUGAGGGAGCUUCAAAAUGACAUCACAGUAUAUGUCUUUCUUGCCCAACAUGCCUCCCCCCAAUGUGCAGGGAUGCCAUUACCCCCCAUCUGAGUGGGGAAGGCUGGGAAGGCUCGCACCUGCCCAGGUUGGGAGAGCCCCACUCAACGAAAGGCCGAAGAGGAAGGAACAAAAAUAUUUUGAGAUCAUACAGCUGGUGGUGCACAGUGCCAGAAUGUGCUUUGUAGGUUUAGUUGAAGGCACAUUUUUAAUCAACUAAAAUCUUGUAAUGAAAUGGUGCUACCUUGAUGAGUUCUUAAAAAAACAAAUAGCUUUUUAGGGUGGGGAACAGAUUCCAUCUUGCUUAGGUGCUAUUAUCUAACCAGAGAACUCUACAAUUAACUAAAAAUAGAAAGGUUGAACAUUUUAAGUAUUUGUAGUUUCUAAAACUUCUGUUCUGGGUCUAAGAUAUACAACCGCAUAAUCUGAUUUCAUUUACAUGUAUGUAGAUCCAGGACAGAUUUCUCUGGUUUAAGUGACAGCUAUCCACUCCUAGGGCUAGAUCUAAGUAUCUGAUGUUUGAGAUUUGUAUUUUUACAAAAUUACCAUCUCUGGAAAGGGCUUUUGGGAUCAAGCCACAAAUUGUUUGAUAUGAAUGGGUAAAUGAAAACCCAUUUCUUUAAAAUAAGGAAAAUAAGGUACUGCGAACUGUACUCACAGUUAACACUUGUGCCAAUUUAGCAAGUGUACAUGGUGCAACAAUCCAUAAUCCUGUAUAUUGGUAAUUAUUAUGCAAAACUAUGGGUGCUUAAUUGAAGUUUCGAGGUCACUCCAAGACAGAGCAGCUAUUUGUAAAAGCCGUGCAGUUGUCAUCUUACCUGGCUCACUCACUCGCUUUCGCUGUUAACAGCAGACACGUUAGAGCUGUCUCCCCCGCCCUGCUUGCCUUACCUGGGGAAAGUCCUCUGCAGACCAUGUUUGCAUCCCAUUGUGAGCAUAUUCAUUUGGGGUCAAUACCAGUCGAGGGUCCAGCCUGUUAUCAGGCUGGGUUUGGGCAGGCGGUGCAAAUGUGCGUCUCUGAUCAUGUAAGGUUGGCUAACCUGUGGUCUAAUUAGUCAGCUUCAGCCUAUUAUGGCUUUUUUCCUUCGUGUAUUACUAUUCGUCAGUAGAUGUGUCUAAAGCUUUUACAAAAUACUGUUUUGGUGCUAUUUAUUUUCCGUUUCUUCAGUCCUUCUUUUUCACCUUGGUUCACAGGACUUGUUUAGUGUGUAUAGAAGCCAGGGUUUUGUCAUAUAAGCUUGCUGUUAUCACAAUACAUUCAAAAUACCUCAAAAAACAGAGUAUUGUGGCAACCUGUGAUUCAGUUAUCGAUAACGGCAUGGCUGCAAAUAUUAGAAAUAAGGUUACGUAUUUUAUUACUUCAACACUGUACUUGACAUCUUAGUAACUGUACAGCCUUUGCAUUCUAUUCUUGGGCAUUGACAUAUCUUGAGGAAUAAAUAUUCUAGAACCAUUUAGAAGACGGUGCUGUGCAUUCUUUACAAUAUGCAGUGCCUUCCCGAAGUACCUUACAGCAGAAUGUGACCCACAUGAGAAAAUGGUCUUAGAGGUAACAUUUUAAGAAAAAUUUGAUCAGUAAUAAAAUAGUUGUUUUGAUUAAAAAAUGGUAUUCUGCCACAAUGGAUAGAUUUGAGCAUGUUCUUUUAUUCUUUUUGCUGCAAAUCUUGCAAAAGUUUCUAGGGGAGGUUCAGCAGGUCCUAGCUUUAUUAUCAAACAUCAACAAAAAGGACACUCCUUUUCAAAGCUACCAUCUGGUGCUACUUAAUAAAAUGAAAGCAAGAUCAAUGCUGGAUGAUCAUGACCAGAUUUAACCUACUGAUGUGCAGAUGUUAAUGAUAUAGCCAACUGGAUUAAACCUUCAGUAAAAGAUACCUUUAAGUGACACCGCUGCACACUUUUAAUAUCUGGGAAAUUGUUUUCCAGAUGGCAGAAUUUAGCUGUUACGAUGAACAGCAAAAUAGUCUUGUGGCUGUCCCUUUGUAAAGGCAACGAUCUUGCGUAAUGCAUUAAGUUUUUGCAUGCAGAAAGAUUGUUAUCACAUGGUCAAAACAGGUGGUGGUUUUUUAAAAAAAAAUUAUUCUCUGUCUUCUUGCCCAAGUAUAGUAAGGCAAACUGGCUAAUUUUUUUUCUUCUGUUCCAAUAUCAGGGAUUUAUUAUUAUUUUUUACAAAUGAUUUUUGGUUGUUAUGCUUUUUCUCAUUUUAGCACCUGUUAUUUGGGAUUUACUCACUGCUGUUCAGUCUAUGGAAAUGUGUAUUUAGCUGGCUUUUGUCAUUUAUUUUUCAUUCAUAUUUGUCUUUUAAACAACUUAUAGAUAUAUGGCAGUCUUUUAAAUGCUUUUUUUUAAUUUAAAGAAAUGAGGAAAAGACCAGUUUGGAUUUGGCAGACUAAUUAAGUUUAGUUAACAGAAGGCUGUAACUACUCAAGGUAUUUGAUUUCUUGUCUCCUUGAAUUCACAUUUGGUAAAGACCACACUUGAAGAUUUCUUUGUUGAUCUGUGACUGUGGCUACUUGAAAUGAAGUUUUAUCCGGGGUUGGUUGACAAAUGGUAGAUUUACAAUGUUUCAAGGCAAUAGGACUUGUGUAUUAAACUGUAGAUAACCUUAGUACAGUAAAUCUAUGCUGAUAAUUUUAUUUUAUAUAAUUUCCAUGUAUUUUUUCUUUUAUACUUUUUCCCCGUCAGUGUCUUGGCAAAUUUAUUUCUAGGAUGCUAAAAAUGGCAAGUAUGGAUCUUUUUUUUUUUUUAAUUUGUAUUUUAUUAUAUUACACAACCAACUGGUUUGUGAAAUGUAUUAUUCCGGAUAUCUUUAAACUAUUGUGGGUGUUUUAAUAAAUUUUAUAUUUAUUUUUUGCA